Messenger RNA from Stegastes partitus (bicolor damselfish), 7263 nucleotides. RefSeq names its product tetratricopeptide repeat domain 39B (gene ttc39b). Gene Ontology annotation, molecular function: protein binding. The record is from RefSeq and is a predicted model, not a curated record. The coding region runs from base 198 to 1940 and encodes 580 amino acids. The transcript has 20 exons. Lineage: Eukaryota; Metazoa; Chordata; Actinopteri; Pomacentridae.
UCGGCGCUGCUUCACGGAAAUAAGCGGAAACCUCCGACAGCGACUGACGCAGGACGAACCGGGACCCGAUCACCGGCAGAGAACCGAGAACCAGCAGGACGGAACCGAGGUUCGACCAGCAGCAGCAGCUCCGUGUGCGCAGACAUGAGGUUCUCCUGAUAGAACAGCUGCGGACCUGAAGGAGGACAGGCGCCGACAUGGCCCACGUAGGCAACGGAGCGGCGGCGGAGGAGGAGGACUGUUUUGAAGAUGCCUUCGACCGGAUACCAGCAGCCUGUAACAUGGACCUGCAGACGGCCAUCCAGGAGACCCAGUGUGCUCUCAACCUGGUCCUCAACAACAAGUUCUCUGAAGCCCUGGACCUGCUCAAGCCCUGGUGGAGGGACAGCAUGUACCACGCCCUGGGCUACAGCAGCAUCCUGGUGAUGCAGGCCACCAUGACCUUCGAGCACCGCGACAUCCAGGUCGCCAUGGCAACCAUCAAGGAGGCGCUGAACACCUGCCAGAGGUUCAGGAAGAAGAACUCGGUGGUCGGCUCUCUGUCCAGUCUGAUCAGCAAACAGUCCAACCUGCAGGAAGAGGAGAUGCACGCAGAGCUCUGCUACGCCGAGUGUCUGCUGCAGAAAGCCACGCUCACCUUCGUCCAGGAUGAGAACAUGAUCAGCUUCAUCAAAGGAGGCAUCAAGAUUCGAACCAGCUACCAGAUCUACAAGGACUGCCAGAAUGUGCUGAACGUCACUCAGGACCUGGCCAGCCAGUCGGAUUUGUUCAGACAGUUCGAGGGCGGAGUCAAGAUGGGAAUCGGCUCCUUCAACCUGAUGUUGUCUCUGCUCCCUCAGAGGAUCCUGAGGCUGCUGGAGUUCAUCGGAUUCUCAGGAAACAGGGGCUUCGGUCUGUCUCAGCUCAGGGACGGAGCUUCCAGCCACAGCUUGAGGUCGAUCCUUUGCGCUCUGACGCUGCUCUUCUACCACACCUACGUCUCCCUGAUCCUCGGAACCGGCGAGGGGAACCUGGUGGAGGCUGAAGCUCUGCUGGAACCGUACCAACACAAAUACCCCAAAGGCUCCAUCAUUCUGUUCUACUCGGCUCGGAUCUCUGCGCUCAGAGGAAACUUUGAGAAGGCCCGGGCUCGCUACGAGGAGUGCAUCAGCAGCCAGCAGGAGUGGAAGCAGAUCCACCACCUGUGCUACUGGGAGCUGAUGUGGACCCACUCGUACCAGCAGGACUGGAUGCAGGCGUUCCAGUACGCCGACCUGCUGUGCAAAGAGAGCCGCUGGUCCAAGGCGAUCUACGUGUACCAGAAGGCGGCCAUCUUGAGCAUGAUGUCGGAGGACGAGGCGAAGAAGACAGGCGAGGACAUCGUGGAGCUCUUCAGGCAGGUGGAAGGUCUGAAACAGCGUCUGGCGGGAAAAUCCAUCCCGACAGAGAAGUUUGCAGUGAGGAAGUCGAGACGCUACAAAGCUGCUAACCCCGUCCGCCUGGUCGUCCCUGCUCUGGAGAUGAUGUACGUCUGGAACGGCUUCACCAUCGUCGGGAAGCGAGCCGACUGCACCGAGGCCCUGCUGGUUACCCUGGAAACGGCCGAGGAGCAGCUUCGCAACGACCCCAACCCGACGGAGUUCCACCCAGACGACAGCUGUCUGGUCCAGAUGUUGAAGGGCCUCUGUCUGAAGCACCUGGGCCGGCUGCUGCAGGCCGAGCUCUGCUUCACACAGGUGCUGUCCAGCGAGAGUCGCAUCCGAUACGACCACUACCUGAUUCCCUUCACGCUCUACGAACUGGCUCUGCUCUAUAAGCAACAGGGAGACUUCGCCAAGGCCACGGCCUACAUCGAAAACGCCAAGACCAACUACAAGGACUACUCCAUGGAGUCUCGGCUGCACUUCCGGAUCCACGCGGCGCUCAACAGCCUCAAAGGUUCGCCUGUCGGGACGCCGUGACCCCACCGAGGCGCUCAGGUGUGUGGGUGGUUUCCACGCCGCCCGUCCGCCUGCUGCUCCUUCUGACCUCCUCUUCUGUUUUUUUUAUUAAUUUAAAGAUCCUGAGCGCUGAGAUUAUACGUUGACUUGCACUCAGACAGGCCUCCCGCUAACGUCUGCUGGUCCGCCGAGCCGCGGUCCAAUCACAGACGGCCACACAUGAGGCGUUUUAUUGUGAAGGGCUCGUUCACUCAGGGACGGCCGUCAGUCCCGCUGACAGCUUCUGAUCAUUUUGACGUAUAAAACUUCAAUCCUCAAACGUUCGCUGACGAUUUCUGCGGCUCGCUAGUUACUGACGAAUCUUCUGGAAACAAAUUUGUGUCUUUUUCUUACGUUUCUGUGUGAACGGGCCCUAAAAUCAAACCUUUAUUGUGAAAAGCAACCAACGAGUCACGGCCUUACACUACAGCGGAGCGUCCGUCGAGUCAUAAAUUGAGAGAAAUGUGUAUAUUUCUUGGAAAGAAUCAUAAAUACUGACAGAUUUCAGGCUGGGUGCCGUCCUCAGAUGUGUGCUUUAUACUUUCUUUUGAUUUCCUGACGACGCAUCACAGCCUUCUCACCGACGGUGGCUUAAACCGACACAGCAGAACACACUCAUUCCAAGCUACUGCCGCCAUAUGCACACAUUCAAUCGGCUGUAGACGCACAUUUAGCAGCAAUAUGAAGGACUGGUGCCGUGAGCUGGUCCUGGUCCAGUUAGCUGGUCCUGGUCCAGCGUCCACGUCCAGCCGGCUGCAGGUUGGGUUUCUCAGACGCAGAGGCUGAAGUCGUACAAUCGUGCAGAAAUGAAUAAUAACUAUUAUUGUGAAGGUUUCCUGCGUUAAACAAGACGUCCGGCUGCUGCCCCCUGGUGGCCGGAGCGAGCAGCGCAGCCUUAAACAACCCAACAGUGAGAUGAAAUGAUCUGUUUGUGUUGGAAGCAGCUCUGCGUCUGAGAAACACAACCGGCUAAACUACAGAGAGACUGAAAGCUUGACGUCCGUCCUGGUGUUCCUGCUGCGUAGCUUGAGCUGUGGGAGGGUUUCUCCUGUCGUACACCAUGAAGAGCAGCUUUACUGAUAAACAAGAAGCACAAUCCACGACCUCCCACCACCAUCAGAACAAGCUUUGUCGUUUGCUUUAGGGUAGUUUGAUACCAUUUACUUUGAUAUAAAUAUAAUAUAUAUAUAAAUGUUAACAGGAUGAACAGAUGCAGCUUUGGAAAAAGGGUUUCGCUUCAUGUUUGGCAGCGUCCCGGUGAUUUUAGGGCCUUCGUGACAUCUUUGCUUCCAUUUUUUAAACGCUAGCGAGAAGGACGAAUAAAGUCGCGACGGUUCGCCUUCUCCCUGCGAUGAAUGUACCUACACAAAGAAAAGACCAAAUUAUGUGUGUGUGUGUCUGUCUUUUAUUUUAUUGUGUAUCUUGUGCCUGUUUGGCUGUAAGUUUUCUUCAUGUCUUCGUGUGAUUCGAAACUUUACUUCCGAACAACUUAACUCGCCAAGUGCAUCGCUUUAAUGAUAGUAGUUGUACGAAAACGACCAGAGUCGUCUGUGUUGAAGAGUUGUGGCAGUGACACAAAAAAAGGCCUUAAAAGAGGUUCGAAACACGCACAACGUUUUGGUACGCAGUGGAAACAGCUCAUGGACGUUAUUAUCGACAUCUAGAAGCCACCGCGGCUAGCACACUAGCUAGCAUGCAACGUAAGACAUGCAAAGACAUAACCAAAGGAUGAGCCCAUUAGGAAUGAGCGUUAAAAAACUUAAAAGUUACUACAUAUUAUCUCUCAAUCUCUUGAAAACCUCAUUUCCAUGGCAGCCGCUAUUUCCAAAAACAAGCUAACGGAAUACUUCCACUUAGAACAGUCGUAUCUUAGUGGGUGUUCAUGUGGACUCUUCUUGGUAAAAACGACCCUGUUUGAAAGCAACAUGCAAUAUUUGACCACCUGCUAAUGCUAGGAAGCCGCUAGCAGAGGUUUUAGCUAGCUAACGUUGCUAUUGGAGUGAAGAAACAGCGAUUGUUAAAAUGUUAACUUUUAAGUGAUCCUCUGUGUGUUAAACAAUUGAUUGAACAAUGCUAUAUGCUAUUUUAGCAUUACACUCCUAGCGCCUUCUACAAUGUUAGCAUGUUGCUUGUUAUCCCAUAACAAGGUAACAUGCUAACACACUGAUACUGUGUCAUACAAUUGUGCGUUUUGGCAUGACAUUAGAGGGUAUGGCUAGCUAAAAGCAGAGGUUUUAGCUAGCUAACGCAGCUAUCAAAGUUGAGUAGCAAAGAAACAGCCAUUGUUAAAAUGCUAACUUUUAAGUGUGUUUAGCAAUUGAUUGAACAAUGCUAUAUGCUACUUUAGCAUUACACUCCUAGCUCUUGCUACAAUGUUAGCAUGUUGCUUGUUAUCCCAUAACAAGGUAGCAUGCUAACACACUGAUACUGUCAUACAAUUGUGCUAAAAAGUUAGCAUUGUCGCUGUGCGUUAUUGCUAACAUUUUGGCAUGACAGUGGAGGUUACAGCUAACUAAAAGCAGAGAUUUUAACUAUUGUUAUCUAUUGUGUGAUUCUCUAUGCAAUAAAAUAAUUAUUUAGUAGAGCUUUAUACUACUUUAGCAUUACACUCCUAGCUCUUGCUACAAUGCUAGCCUGCUGCCUGUUAUCACACAACAAAGCGGCAGGUUAAUAUGUUGAAACUGCGUUUUUGUGCUAAAAACUUAGCGGCGUUAAUGCUAACACGUUAGCAUCACAGUGGCUCCAGUUUGUCAUUUGACAUUCAAGGCUAAUUUUGUAAACAAGUAAUUGCUGAUUUUUGAUUCAGAAGGUUGUUUAAAUCUCUAACAGCAGUUUUCAAAGACUUUUCAGAAUCGUCGCAGUUUUAUAUUUAAAAAAAAUCUGUCACAAAAAAAAAUAUUUCCUGAUCAAAAAAAAAAGCUGAUAUUGAGAAUUUUUCUUUUGUGCUGCACAAAAGCAAAAAAUAAACCAGUGUGACAUUAAUGCAGGUAAACGUUACUGAUGAUAAAGUUUGUAGAACGCUAAUCAAAAUGAAAACGUUGAUCCGUUUCUGGCGUCCAUCUUUGUUUGGCUCCGUCACAACCUUCCUCCACAGAAGACUUUGGUUCUUGCGUUUCAUUUGUCAGUGCCUCUGUGUUAAACUGUUAAACGCAUUUCUGUUGGAUUUGCGUUGCAUGUUACUCUGCAUAAGCUUUUUCUUUUCUUAAAUGAGACUUUGCUGUUUGGUGUGUGAUUUACGGCAGGAAGAGAAAUUGUUGGACCCAAAUGAUCGGCGUUGCGGUUGGCGGUGGUGAUCCACACGGUGCAAUAAAACGAAAACAGAAGCAUUUGUGUUUUUUUGGUGUUUUUAUUUUAUUACUGUUGUUCUAUUUAUGUGCCUCUUUGUGCGUUUCUGAGUCUCGUGUUUCUAUCAAACUGUAAAUCUUUUAGGUUUCUAAUGAGCACAAAGGAAGAGUCGGUUGUGUUUCGGUACAGUUUGUGUCAUUCACGUCUUUUUAAACCAAUAAUGGAGGCUGCAGUCUGUUAGCAGUAAUAAUAAUUAUUAUACCCCAGGAAACACUUUUCCUCCACAUCACAGUCCUCGCCAAGGAACAGAUUGCUAUACCGACUGUUUCUGUGUGUUCGGCUUCACAGAAAUAAGACUGAUCAUGAUCUUCGUAACCAGUUUGUGUGAAACGUUAAGUGUUCCUGAGCUUUUCUGUUUAAAGGAAGAAGAUCAGAUUGUCUGUUGUUGCUUUAAAAGGCAGCGUUCAUCAGUGAAUAUGACCUGGAAACAGACAGAUGUUAGCAUUAGCUCAGCAUCGCAUAGACAGAAAUGGAGCUAAUGGAAAUAUUAAUGGAUCAAAACCGUUCUUUUGUUUAUUUCCUAAGAAACUUGAGCUAAUGUGCAUUAAAGCUGUUUUUUAAAUCUGAAAUGUUAACUAGAAAUAUGAACUAAAACAAAUGAUCACAGUCCAAACCGAAGUGUUUUGGAAGCUAAAUGAAAUUGUUAACUACCUGAAAAUCUCCAGGCUCUUUGGCUAGCUAGCAACCUGGACUUUAGCUAACCUCAAGCUCACUGUUAGCAUGCUUGAACCAAUUUGUUUCAGAUAAAACACUAAUCUCACUAACUAAACAAAAUAAACAAUUAGCCACUUUAAACCCAGUGAUUGUAUUAAACUGAACUUUCAGCUAGCCACAAAAAGCGUUGUUAGCAUUUGUUUUAGCUAUCAAACAGAGAUGUUAGCUAACCCCACAUUUGGUUUAGCUAUCUAACAAAACAUUAGCUAGCCUCAUAUUUGUUUUAGCUAUUAAAAAUUAGCUAACUUUAACUUUGUUUUAGCUAUCAAACAGAAACAUUGACUAACCCCACAUUUGUUCUACUCAAUAAACAGAACCACAAGUUUGGCUGUUAGCCUCGAAACAGCAACAUUAGCUAACAAAAAAAACAAAAAAAACAAACGAUUUGAAACCAACUUUCUUAAUGUUGAAAGAUUCCAAACCAAUAAACGUAUGAGUAAACAUAAAGUGUUUAUGACAUCAACGUAAACUGUUAGCCGUCUCAGCUAAACUUGAUGCUAAAUUGAACCAAAGCAAAGCUCAAGUGAACAUUUAGGUAACGUUUCUGAUGAACACAAUCAAACUAAGACGUCUGAUUGAUGCAUUUUCAUUUGUGCUCAUUUAACAAGUAGAUUAGACCAUAAACAGUUUCUAAACUAUCAGAUGAUGAAGUCACUGAUGCUUACGGACGAAGGCUUCCUGCUGUGUCGUUCUGUAUUAUCGUAAAUCAUUACCGCUGCAAUAUAUAUGUGUGUUGUCCAGAAUUACUGAGUGAAACGUGUCUGAAACAUUUCAAAAGCCAUAAUUCGAUUGCUAGUUGCCUUGAUGCUCUCCAACGAAGCUUCCUUCCCUGUAUAUGUAGAAACUGAUGCCAGAAACGCACCAGAUGUCUUCUGGACUUGUUGGUGCGACUCUGAUGGUAAAAUCCUUCUGGAAAAGUGUCUCCAAACGUAAAACAGUCGAUGUCUUGUUUAAAACAGUGCACUGCCGAUGCUUCUGGUGCGUUUGUGGCAUUAAAGUCCUCCAGCUGAUGCUUUCCACUCAUGUAGGAACAACGCUCGAUGGUCCGUCGAUCGGGGACGGUGUCAAUAAAGGUCUGUUGAACACUGCGUCUCCUCUGUGGAGGCAGAGACGGUCCACGUCUGUAAAGUUGGUUAAAAACAGUCGUUUUAUUCAUGAACAUCUUUACAGACGCUCUGAGGUGUCAGGCGUCUGUCGGCAUGAAGUCUCUGAUCAAACUAAAUAAAUCCAUCUGAGCUGAAACGAG